CUCCAGAACUUUCGAUUCCACUCCCUAUAAAACGCCAUCCCCCUUGUCCGAAUCCGCCGUUUUCGAAAUCCCCGGUAGUAGCAGACCAGCAAAUUUCUAUUCUGUUCACAUUUCACUCUCCACCAGCAUUCCGAUUUUGUUUGGAGCUUUUCUCAAAUGGACUGAAUAUCUUUCUUUCCGUCUCUUUGUGCUCUUACUGCUAUCCACUUUGCUUAUUCAUCAAGAAAGAGAAGAUAGACGGCCAUGGAAGGAGUGACUGUUAAGGAAGAGGAAGUAACGGUGGUCGGCACUGCUCCAUCGUCGUCGUCGGCUUUGCCGCCGCAACCCAUGGAGGGUUUGCACGACGCGGGUCCUCCUCCAUUCUUGACGAAGACCUACGAUAUGGUCGAGGACCCGGCAACCGACUCAAUUGUCUCCUGGAGCAAAGCCCGCAAUAGCUUCAUUGUUUGGGAUUCCCACAAAUUCUCGACCAAUCUCCUUCCCAGAUAUUUCAAGCACAGUAACUACUCGAGCUUCAUUCGUCAGCUCAACACAUAUGGUUUCAGAAAAGUUGAUCCGGAUCGAUGGGAGUUUGCAAAUGAAGGGUUUCUGGGAGGGCAGAGGCAUUUGUUAAAGAACAUCAAGAGAAGAAGACACGCCUCCCAGGCUCAGCACAUGCAACAACAAGGAGCAGCAGCUUGGGUCGAGUUGGGGUGCUAUGGUUUGGAAGACGAAAUCGACAGGCUGAAGAGGGAUCGACACCUUUUAAUGGUGGAAAUUGUCAAACUGAGACAGCAGCAGCAAGCAUCCAGAGAUCAACUCAUUGGGAUGGAGGAACGGCUGCAAGGUACAGAGAGGAAGCAACAGCAAAUGAUGGCUUUCCUUGCUAGAGCUCUGAGGAACCCUGCUUUCCUGCAACAACUCAUCCAGAGGAACGAGCUAAAGAAAGAACUGGGAAGCGGCGAAAUUGGGCGGAAACGGAGAUUGCCCGCCAGUCGGAGCAUAGAUAAUUUGCCGGCGGAGGAGAUUGCAGCGUCACCCGUAGAGACGGCCCAGUUCGUGGGGUACCGGAACCAAGCGCAGGAGGAAGUGCCAACAAUAGAAUCAGAUAUAGAGACAUUGUUCUCUGUUGCCGUAGACAACGAAACGACGAAUAGUCCUGUUCAGCACCAGAAAGCUGAUGUGAUCCCCUCCACAAGUGAACCAGAUUUGACAACUGUUGUCGGUGACAUAGCCUGGGAGGAAUUACUGAACGAUGACCUCAUUACGGGUGAUGGGGAUGAAGAAGUUCAAAUGGGGGAUCAAUCGGAAAUUGAUAUCCAGGUGGAGGAUUUGAUCAUGAAACCACCCGAUUGGGGAGAAAAUGUACAGGACCUGGUUGAGCAAAUGGGUUAUCUGGGGUCCAACAAACCGUAAUUGGAAGGAAAAUGGCAUCAUUGAUACAGGAUCGGCUGGUUGUUGAAUCUGCAUCCACUGUAUUGUUUAUUGUUAUGGGUAUGGUAGUAAUGCGCAGUUCACCUUAGUGUUUUUAAGCGUCUGUGCUUGUGCUGCGUAUCCUCCGUCCUGUAACAGUACUACUACUAACCACGUACACAGGUCUUAUGUAUAGCAGGGAAGGGUCUGAAGAUGCAGAGGUGCUGACAAGAAAGACAGUUAUCUGUUUUUGUUUUUGUAUAAAUAUUUUAUUGUCUAUAUAUACUUUCUGGGUCAUUUCAUUCAUUC
Nelumbo nucifera (sacred lotus) is the source of this 1701-nucleotide messenger RNA. It is a transcript of the gene HSFA2, whose product is annotated as heat shock transcription factor A2. Gene Ontology annotation, molecular function: DNA-binding transcription factor activity; RNA polymerase II cis-regulatory region sequence-specific DNA binding. Gene Ontology annotation, biological process: cellular response to heat; regulation of transcription by RNA polymerase II. NCBI's taxonomy places the organism in Eukaryota, Viridiplantae, Streptophyta, Magnoliopsida, Proteales, Nelumbonaceae. Gene Ontology annotation, cellular component: nucleus. The record is from RefSeq and is a predicted model, not a curated record.